CGGACAGAAGGAAUCAAGUCUGACCUGAAUUCAGGUGGGAAACGGUGCAAAAACAGUCAUAAACUUUUGGGCCAGAUAAUCGUGGCAGCUAUAUCAAUGGAAUUUCUGUGGUCUUUUUUGAUCUCGCUGUGCUUAAUGUGUCUCGCGGUCGAACUCAUCGAAGCCCAGCAGCCUGGUGUAAUCGCUGAGCUGGAAGAGCCGUUUGUUCUGCCGUUUGGACCCAGACAUCUGGAUCUGUUCAUGAACAAGGGGUCGGACCAGUGCGCACAUAUGGACAACUUCACUUACCCAUUCCAAUACGGAAGUAUUCAAGUGUCCAAAGUAUCAGUUUGCAAUGACGCAUAUGUGGACUUUGUGAGCAGGAGUAGACUGGACAAGCCUCAGGACUUCCUGGCGACUGACAGCUUCCUAGUGGCAAUGGCACUGCACGACCACGAGAUAGAGGACGGACUGUUCGACUACAUGUGUCUGCUCAGCAACCAUCACUACGAAUUCCAAGAUCCAGAGGUAUUUGACUACGACUACGAGGACGUCUGUGGGUUCUACCUGGAGGCACCCGACUUCGUGGGAGACACACAAUGGAGUGUGGAUGUGAAACUGAAGCCGGGGUUCAACCCUGUAAAUGACGCAUACCUCCAGCAGUGGAACAGCCAGUUGCUUCAACGAGACCAGGUCACCCUGCACCACGAUGACGUCAUCACCAGAUUAUUGAUGGGAUUGGCGACCACUAAGUACGUCAACCUGGCAGGGAACGUGUUCAGACGAGGGAUCACUAACAGCUCCGACUUGGACUCAGUGGACGACUUGAUCAACAGUCGACACUCUGAUUUCAGAAGUGACUUCGGCUACGUGGCCACUUGGUACAAGGUCAUGGACAAUGACAUGGAGACUGCCUUCUUCAACAGCUACCAACUCAUCAUAGUGUGUCAGUUACGUCAUACUGAUGAGUCACAGGAAAACACGACAGAUGACUCAUCAUCGGUGGCCGAGAAGUGUUUCGUCAUCAUGGACUUUUAUGAGAUCAACUUCAGCCAGGAACAAGGAAAUCCCAUGCACUUCGUCACUGGAUUCAAAUUUUCCCUCUUCGACGUGGAGUAUGAACUGCCUGGAUCUGGCACUGCAGAUGUGCACCACUAUCAGUACAGCUCUAACUUCGCCAUUCCGGGCAUCUGGGUGUUCGAGUUGAAACAGACUGGCAACACCGCAGACCUAAACUGGGUCAUAGCCCCCCUCGCAGACUUCGCUACCAAUCCAGACCCCUGUCCUGGCGCUCAACUCACCCCCUCCCAACCUCACUCUUCGAUGUUUCUAACGGAAACUCAGUUUAUUGUCUUCGGACCUUGUGAAAUGCUAGGCGGAAUGGGAAGCCUGGUCAAGUUCAACUUCAAAGGUCACUUUGAGCGGGAGAUUGAGGCUGUGGCCUUCGAUGGCUCCAACACUCUCUUCGCCCUCGCCCCCGUUCCCUUGAUGUGGGGGGUGAAUGAGGAUGUCAUCAUCACUGUCACUCUUGGAGGCGUAGUUGUAGGGGGUCCAUUCCACUUCACCUUCAUUGCACCUGAAGGACAGCUGAUUAAUGAGGGGGAGCAGGCGCAACAGAUGACAGGGCUCUUUUCUAGUCUUCUCUCUCCUUUUUGA
Messenger RNA from Symsagittifera roscoffensis, 1635 nucleotides. RefSeq lists its product as uncharacterized. The transcript has 9 exons. Lineage: Eukaryota; Metazoa; Xenacoelomorpha; Acoela; Convolutidae. The record is from RefSeq and is a predicted model, not a curated record. Gene Ontology annotation, biological process: cell-matrix adhesion. Bases 97 to 1635 code for a protein of 512 amino acids.